Molecule: messenger RNA, 3420 nt
Organism: Henningerozyma blattae CBS 6284
Lineage: Eukaryota; Fungi; Ascomycota; Saccharomycetes; Saccharomycetales; Saccharomycetaceae
Exons: 1
Coding region: 1-3420 (1139 amino acids)
Biological process (GO): protein monoubiquitination; protein polyubiquitination
Cellular component (GO): ubiquitin ligase complex
Molecular function (GO): ubiquitin-ubiquitin ligase activity
Source: RefSeq, a predicted model, not a curated record
AUGCCUGCCCUCGCCCCCCGCUGCGCCGUGCCCCCCACGUCUCCUGCGCAUACCGCACGCACAUCUCACGCACAGCACACCCAGCCCCCCCAUGUCGCCCUUCCAGCUCAAGCCCAUCGUCCGCGGCUACUAGCUUCUUUCUCAGACGCCCAACUGCCUGCCACUACCACUACCACAACCACAACCACAACCACUAUAUCCGCUACAUCCGCUACAGCCACAGCCACUACAUCAGCUACCAAUAGUACCACACCAACACCUAAAAAGACUUUGCCGCCGGCAUCUACAGCAACAAGAGGCCGUGGUAGAUCACGCCGGCACGUGACGCCAUCCUCAACAGCUCAAUCAACAGCACAAUCAACCGCACAAUCAACAACACUGGAUAAUAAUAAUUGGAUCAGAAGUGCCUCUACUUCCAAUUUGCUACGGUUUAAGAAAAAUUCCACCAUUAUGCCGUCGCACAGUACUGCUAAUAGUAAUGGUUAUACGGUUGCGGCGGCAGCCAUCGGUAAGAGCGUUUCGCCCGUGCUUAGAUCUCCGAUCAAGAACGCCACUGUAAAGCCAAAGACUAAUGCAGGUGCAAGUACCAGUGCGAACGCCAGUGCGAACGCCAGUGCAAGCGCAAAUGCAACCUCUAACGAAGAACAUUCAAACAUCUGUCUCGACCUUCUUCCCUCGUUCGAAAUGUACAACACUCUACACAGACACAUUCCUCAAGGUAACUUGGACCCUGAGAGACACGAUUUCCCUCCGGAUUACCAAAGUGCCACCAACGAAUCAAACAUCUCUCAACAUGAAUCUUCAGGUCUAAUCACCAAUUCAAUCUCUCCAACACCUGUCAUCCCAUCUACCGGCAUUUCCUCUAACCUCUCCACUUUCAACACUCACCAAGUCCCCUUUGAAGAUGAUUUGAAUGAUUCAGAUAACAUCUUCAUCGAUAAAUUAUAUACUUUACCCAGAUUAUCCACUCCUAUUGAAAUAGACAUCCGUUUAACCAAAUACGCUACAAAACCCCAUGAAAAACCUCAAGAUGAAUCUCUUUUAAAAGAAUACACUUCAGGCGAUUUGAUCCAUGGGUAUUGUGUCAUUCAAAAUAAAUCGAAAAAACCAAUCAAAUUCGAAAUGUUUUAUGUCACCUUAGAAGCCUAUACUUCUAUCAUCGACCGUUCCAUCGGCAAACGUACCAUCAAACGGUUUCUUCGCAUGGUCGAUUUAUCAGCAAGUUGGUCCUAUGGUAAUAUGGUUUUAUCUUCCGGUUACAACAUCGUCGCGGGUGAUAUCGAUUAUGAUGAUUGUGUUAUCGGGUUACCCAAUAAUAGAAUCUUGGAACCAGGGAAAAAAUAUAAAAAAUUCUUUAUGUUUAAAUUGCCGAAUCAAUUGUUGGACAUCACCUGCAAACAAGAACAAUUCUCUCAUUGUCUAUUACCUCCAAGUUUUGGCAUCGAUAAAUUCAGAGAUAAUGGGAAAUAUUCUCAAAUUAAAGUUAAUAAUGUCCUAGGUUGUGGUCAUAUGGGUGUUAAAGGUUCACCCAUCUUGACUGAAGAUUUAUGUGAUGAAAACGUCUCAAUCAAUUAUACCGUGGAUGCAAGAAUUGUCGGUAAGGAUAAAGAUGCUUCUGCUCGUUUACAAAAAGGUUUGAAAUUGAAUAUUUUGAAAGAAUGUGUUUAUCAUUUACGUGUCAUCCCAUUUGGGUUCCAAAACAAUAUCAUCUACGGAGAAAGACCUUCAUACUCUCAAUUGAAAGAUAUAAUCUCUCUAGUACAAGAUAGAAUCAAUGCCCUACAAAACAUCUUUAAAAGAUUGGAAAAUAAUGAACCAAUUAGAAAUUGCGAUAUCCAUUCCACUGAUCUAUUAGAUACCAUCGAAGAUGAUCAAUUGACCAUUUUGAAUUCCAAUAACGGUAGAAUCGAUCCCGUAAACAAUUCGCCUUUGACUUCCCAUGAGAUUUUGCGUAGAAAAGUCCAUCAACUUUAUAGAAGCAAUAGAUUGGAGUCUUCUUCCACUUCCACUUCUAGUGAAGAUCCUAUCCCGCUAAGCACUUGCAAUUUCGAUAACUCAUACCUCCCAAAGAUCCUCUAUUCAAACAGAUCUCCAACAGACAACUCAAACAUUGUCGAGACCGAAUUAAGCUAUCAAUUGAAAAACAAAUCUUCCACAAGUAUUUUUGCCAAUUUCUUAGGCUCUUCAUCUUCCAUAACUUCUUCUCCAACAAUUUCUCCCCCACCAACUUCAUCCACAUCUUUCACAAAUUUAAACACUCUAUCAAAACAUCCUGUUGUUACACCGAAUGUUCCAUCCCCUGCACCACAGAGACCAGGUUUAUCUGCAUCCAAAUCAUAUUCUACCGCCACUAGUUCUUCCAAUGUGGGCCCCACACCAGGUCCCUCUUCAUCAUCACCUGCAUCUUCAAUAAACAAUAAAUCUGGUCUCAUCGUUCUUUCUGCAGUUAUACCCAAGAAAUCAUUACCUUACAAAUCUCCAUCCAUUAUUAGAAAGACAAAUAAAUUAGAAAACAAAAGCAAACAAGACCAAGAAAAUUGGCAUAGAUUGAUGAGCAUUGAAAAUUCCUCUACAAAUCCUUGUGAUCCAACCUCUACCAUGCCUCUCGAGAAAUUGGAUAUUGAAUUAACUUGUAUUCAAUCUAAUAAUUCUAUCCCACAUUUACCUCCACAAAUCCAAUUUGUAACCACUGAAUUGAUUUGUAUCACUACAAAAUCUGAUAAUUCCAUUCCUGUGAAAUUCACUCCCGAUAUUCUAUUAAACAAUGAAAAAAUCUCUACUAUAAAAUUAACUUUUAAAAAAUUUUUAAAAUUGAUUAAAAAAUAUGAAAAAAAAUUCACUGAGAAUUAUCCUAAAUUGAAUGAAUUGUACAAUUUAAAUAGAAGACAAGCUCUUCCAAAGAGAGAAUUGUCAUUCACUGAUUUCAUUCCGAUCCAAAUCUUGAAUGAUAUUAAAGCUUUGGUCAACUUAUCCAUCAAGAUAGACUCCUUAAACUUAAUCUUUAAAAAGCAAAUCCAUACUUUAAAGGCAGAGACCCCUACUCAAUCCACUUCAUCAUCUUCCAAUUCCGACCAUAUCUCUUCUACAUCUAUGAAUCAAUCAAUUUCUAAUCCAAUCUCUCCAUCACCUUCUUCAUUUUUACCAUUCACUUCUUCUUCACCUUCAUAUGCAUCUACAAAAUCAGUCAAUUUUAAAAAUCAAAUCACUCAUGAAUGGAUUAAAAAAUCAGCAUCUCUUUAUUCAAGAACGAUCAAUGUCAAUUUACAAUAUGAAAAGGAUUUUAAUGAAACUUUGAUUCCAAAUUUCGAAAGUUGUUUAUGUGGAAGGUAUUAUUGUGUUAGAGUCACUAUAAAAUUUGAUAAUCAUGUAGGUACUGCAAGUAUUGAUAUUCCAGUGAGUGUUAAAAAGACCCAACCAUAA